This is a messenger RNA of Ruditapes philippinarum (Manila clam), 2537 nucleotides long. RefSeq names its product transmembrane protein 26-like. The record is from RefSeq and is a predicted model, not a curated record. The coding region runs from base 65 to 1198 and encodes 377 amino acids. The transcript has 3 exons. NCBI's taxonomy places the organism in Eukaryota, Metazoa, Mollusca, Bivalvia, Venerida, Veneridae.
AGAAUUUAUAAUAAUAUAUUGAACAUUUAUAAAUUGAUGUGACAGUUGAUGAUAUAGAAAGACAAUGGUGCGUAAAACGGUCACUUUAAAUGGAGUCAAACAAAAAAUAUCAUUAGACAGUUUGAUAUUUCGGUCAGACUUUCAUAAAUAUAGAAAGAUAUUUCGCGCCAUUCUAACACGACUUUUGCUGUUGACACAUUGUGUUGUGGCGAUAUUGAUAGUCGCGAAAACCGUUGAUGUUAGAUUCUAUGGCAUCUUUGCACCGUACAUAUUCUUUUUUCUGCUCGAAACCAGCGUUAUUCUAUAUUGCAGAUGGGGCUGCGAAUGGAGCAGAAUAUGUACAUGUUUUUGUAUAUAUCUGUCGACUGUUGUACCAGUUUUGUGGAUUUUAAGGCUACACGACGCAAAUCAAGAUGGUGGAUCAGCGAAAGGCUUAAAUGACACGACAACAACAGCAACAGCAACAAAUACAACGACAAUACCGCCACUUUCAAUUACAAACGGAGGGAAUAAUACUUCAGAUGAAUUGUUUCAAGCUUCUAAGCUUACAACAUUUCUUCUUAACGUAGGACCAAUUUCAUUGCUAGAGCAGUCGAUGAUGUUUUUGGUCAUUUUGUGCAGAUGGCUUUUACCACGAGGGAGGAUAGACAGAAAUUCUCUUUCACAAUUACUGAUCAUGUACUCUGCCAUCAGUGCUGAUAUUUUGGACUUUUCUGAGAUCUUUAAUAAAGAUCAAAUAAAGCACAGCGGUCCUUUUAGAUACGUAGUGCUUGGCGUUUGGUCAUGGAGUCUCGUGCAAUUUGUCGUCGUCAUUACUACGUCAUUUGCGAUCAAACGUCAUGAACGCAAUACAGUGUCAAGAAGCCAAGAUCGCUCCGAAAUACUCUCUGUUUUGAUGGUUCUGUUUAUGCAAGAUGGGCCUUUUCUGGGUGUAAGAUGUUACGCUAUAUUCUAUAUUCAUAUUUCUGAGUAUCUAAUAAUGUUCUUUUCGCUGAAAAAUGCUCUAACUUUGAUUCUCGGAUUUUAUCGUCUGCUUGUUCUAUGCGACUGUAUAAGCACAGAGGGAAACGAUUUGCUAAGGAAGUCGGAAAUCGCGAGAAGUAUGGAAUCCCUUGACGAUUUAGAAAUGGAAGAAGAUUUUUCAAAGAAGAAAGGCAAAAAGAGAAAAAAAGAUACACGAAAUAAGACAAGAUAUUAAAACAAAUAUAAAGAUAUUGUUGUAGUGUAUGUAAUGACAAAUUAAUGUUGUCUUUUUAGUUACCUGGGUUUUAAAUUUUCAAAAUCAAGUUCUUUUGCAGAUUUACUUGCUGUAAAAUGUUUAUCAGAACAGGCAAGUAAAGCUAUUUAAAAAAUUCCCUUUUAAAAAAGGUUUAUUUUGAUGUAAGAUUGAAUCUGUACUGUUUGAUAUUCUUGUAGUUAUUGAUUAAGAUAUUGAUGUUUUUUUAUUUGAAGUAACAAGCAACAAAUAUUGCAGUGUUAGGCGAGUUAGAAAGUUACCAUUUUUAAGUCAUUGUAUUAGAAAAAUCAUUAAAAGAAUGGUUAAAACUAACAAUGAUUACUAAAUUUAAUAGGGUUUAUGUUGAAAAUUGUGAUAUAAUUAACUUAACGGGAACAUGUUGGACGAAUAAACGUGCUCUGUUUAGAUUUAGUACAUGUAAUUUAAUGUAGAAUUAUGUACUUUUGUGUCGAGUAUGUAAAAACGAGACUGAAAGUGAAUAUCAUUUUUACUUAUAUGUUUUACACACUUUCAUCUUAGCCGACAAUGUCGAACCGUUUAUAAAUAUCUUGUGAACUCAGAUAACAAAAGAAAAUAAUAAAAUGUUGCAUGCUUUUUUUUAAAGAAUCAUUAAUCUUAAGAGAGAAAAAAAAGUUAAAGAAAAGUAUAAUGUAAAAUUAAUUUGUUCCUGUAUAUUGUGUGUUUAUUGUAGUAGUUGUUGUAAGUAAAUGUAAUAUAUUAUGUACAUGAUGAAUCAAUGUUUAAUAAUAUGUAACAUAUAAACUAUUAUCAAUACGUAUUAUAUGGUAUAUGCAAACUAUUUAUUGUCAAUACGUUUUUAUAUGUAAUAAAUGAAAUUUUUAUUGUCAGUACGUAUUAAUAUGUUAUAUAUGAACUAUUUACCAUCAAUACGUAUUUAUAUAAUACAUGUAUAUAUAAUAUAUUUAUUAUCAAUACAUAUUUAUGUGCAAUAUAUGAUCUUCUAUUGCCAAUGAUUAUUUAUAUGUAAUAUAUAAACUAUUUAUUAUGAACAGUUUCUUGUUUUUGCCCAAUGUCAUUGCAUAUACAGACUGAUUGUCUAAUAAAGUUGAUUUGAGUUGAGGUAAAUAUUCGUAGAAUAAGUUUAUUCAUUUUUAUAUCAAUGGAAGAUAUUAAAAAAAACCCACUAUAUUCUCGAUUGAAGUUAUGGUGAACUAUUUUAGUUUGUACAAUAUUUGUGUUGAUUACAGACAAUUAAAUUAUUAUCAAUACCAUUUUUUCAGGUUUUCAGGUAUUUAAUUGAUUGCUGUUUAAUAUUAAUAAAAACACUCUUGUAAAAUGA